AGCAGCCACCCGCAGCUAGGGGGCAUCGUUCUAUCACGGUUUCAAGCUUUAAAAAAGUCCAAACUUUAGUUAAGCGACCGUUUUAAUUGUUUUAUUUGAGUACGAACCGGCAAUAAAGUCCUUAUUUCAUCGCGUAAAGGUGCUAAUGUUGGGUUGUUUGUCGUUAAGUGCGUUUGGCGCGAACUACCCGACUUUUCUAGCUUACUUCAGUAGCCAGUUUAUAAAGUCGUAAAUAUGAACUUCGUCUUUUUUAUCCUUGUAGAAAGCGCAACCGGCCUAAAGAUAAGAUAAUGGCGCUGAGGCGCUAAUCAAAGUGUGUCGGCAGACGGUAAACAGUCUACUUCCUGAGUGGAGGGAAGGGGCUUGGUCCCGUGCCUGCGCCCCGCGACCGCGCACCGAAUUAGCAUCGAUGAAGUUGUCGCCAACAUGGCGGAUUUCCUGCCGACGCGCUCCGUGCUCCGAGUGUGCCUGCCCGUCUGCCUGCUCAACAGCGGCGAGGUGGAGCAGGUCCGCCGCUCCAAGGAGAUCGACCGGCGGCUCUCCCGGGAGAAGACGUACGUCAAGCGGCUGGUGAAGAUCCUGCUGCUGGGCGCGGGCGAGAGCGGCAAGUCGACCUUCCUCAAACAAAUGCGGAUCAUCCACGGCCAGGACUUCGACCAAAGCGCCCGGGAGGACUUCCGAGCCACCAUUUACAGCAACGUUAUCAAAGGCAUACGCGUGCUGGUGGACGCGCGGGAGAAGCUGCACAUCCCGUGGGGCGACCCGGGCAACCAGCAGCAUGGCGACAAGCUGAUGGCGUUCGACACGCGCUCAGCCAAGAUGGUGCGCGGGCACCUGGAGACGCCCAUCUUCCUUCAGUACCUGCCCGCCAUCAAAGCCCUCUGGGCCGACUCGGGGAUCCAGAACGCCUACGACCGCCGCCGCGAGUUCCAGCUGGGAGAGUCGGUGAAGUAUUUCUUGGAUAAUCUGGAUAAGCUUGGCGAGCCGAACUAUCUGCCGAGUCAGCAGGACAUCCUGCUGGCGCGAAAGCCCACCAAGGGCAUCCACGAGUACAACUUUGAGAUCAAGAACGUGCCCUUCAAGAUCGUGGACGUGGGCGGCCAGCGGUCGGAGCGCAGGCGCUGGUUCGAGUGCUUUGACUCGGUCACCUCCAUCCUCUUCGUGGUGUCCUCCUCCGAGUACGACCAGGUUCUGAUGGAGGACCGGCAGACCAACCGCCUGUGCGAGUCCCUCAACAUCUUCGAGACCAUCGUCAACAACCGCGUCUUCGCCAACGUCUCCAUCAUCCUCUUCCUCAACAAGACGGACCUGCUGGAGGAGAAGGUGAAGAGCGUGGCGCUCAAGGACUACUUUCCCGACUACGCCGGGACGGAGCACAGCCUGCCGGACGUGCAGGCCUUCAUGGUGGAGUGUUUCCGGGCCAAGCGCCGCGACGCCAACCAGAAACCCCUCUACCACCACUUCACCACCGCCAUCAACACGGAGAACAUCAGGCUGGUGUUCCGGGACGUGAAGGACACGAUUCUCCACGACAACCUCAAGCAGCUGAUGCUCCAAUGACCUCUCGCGCCAGUCCUAGUCUGGCAGGGGGGACGCGGCACGGAGCCAGGGACGGUGGACUUCUCCGUUACCGAAAAAUGGUCUGAAGGUUUCACCCGUUUUGUCCGAGCACUGUAUUCACUCCAGGAAGGUCUUCCGUAGUCCACCCCAUCACUCUUUCAAAUCCUGCCUUUGUUGUGCCAAAACCCCUGCAAGGCUCCGUCACUCUUUGUCUUAGGUGUCCCUCAGGGUCCUAGUCCCAAGCAGCCCGUGGCGUCACCUCUGAUGAACUAUGUCCAGACCGUGGGUGGAGGUGUCCCCCCCCCAAAAAAAGGAGCCCCUCUGCUUUUGUACAUAAAGAAAUCUUUUUCUGUGUAAAUAAUAUCCAGGUUUAUCUCCUCGGUUGUAGAAAUUACGUUUUUGUUUUUUUCCCUCCCCUCAUUCUGAAUGUUACAAAAUCACUGCUCCCCCUCCCUAUGAAGACCCCCUCUUGCCCCCCCCCCCCUCUAAUGUUUGUGUUUAAUUUUUUUUCACCAUCUUUUUGUCAAUUCUCACACCACUCUAACUUUAUCAAUAAAACACAUUUUUUCUAAA
Molecule: messenger RNA, 2133 nt
Organism: Nerophis ophidion (straightnose pipefish)
Lineage: Eukaryota; Metazoa; Chordata; Actinopteri; Syngnathiformes; Syngnathidae
Product: guanine nucleotide-binding protein subunit alpha-13
Exons: 5
Coding region: 427-1560 (377 amino acids)
Biological process (GO): adenylate cyclase-activating G protein-coupled receptor signaling pathway; Rho protein signal transduction
Cellular component (GO): brush border membrane; heterotrimeric G-protein complex
Molecular function (GO): GTPase activity; G-protein beta/gamma-subunit complex binding; D5 dopamine receptor binding
Source: RefSeq, a predicted model, not a curated record